AUGGCAACAAACCCAGAGAUGGGAAAAUGUCUCUCUCCAAUAAAGGAACCGGUGAAGAUAUUGAGACGCCCAGAGGUUCCGCAGCAGGAAUUCUUCGUCCCAGAAGAAGUGGUAAAGGUGCCACCAACGCCAAUGGACAUUUCAAUGUGUUCGCCUGAACUCUAUGAUGCCUUCUCUGUAGAGAUCCUUCCUGUUGAAGAUGUUGAUAUAAAGGACGGCAAUGAUAUAGUGAACUGCAGUGAAUAUGUUAAAGAUAUCUUCAAGUAUUUGCGGCAACUGGAGGUUGAUCAGGCAGUAAGACCAGACUACCUGACAGGACAGGGGAUCACAGGACCCAUGCGCGCUGUCUUAAUAGACUGGCUCGUGCAAGUCCAAGUGAACUUCAAGCUUCUUCCAGAAAGCCUGUACAUGACUGUGUCCAUCAUUGACAGAUUUCUCCAGGAUAACCCAGUAACCAAGAAGAAUCUGCAACUUGUUGGCGUGACGGCAAUGUUUGUUGCUUGCAAAUAUGAAGAGAUUUUUCCUCCAGUAAUUGGAGACUUUGUAGUCAUCACAGACAACGCUUACACCUGCGCACAAAUCCGUCAAAUGGAGAGGUGCAUAUUGAAGAAGCUCGACUUUUCCCUUGGCAAACCUCUUCCACUGCAUUUCCUCAGAAGAGCAUCGAAAGUUGCAGAUUCCAGCACAGAACAACAUGCUCUUGCCAAAUACUUGAUGGAGCUGACAAUGGGGGAUUACGACAUGGUCCAUUAUCCUCCGUCCCUGAUUGCUGCUGCCGCCUUCCAUCUCGCUCAGAAACUCCUCCACUCUGGUGAAUGGACUCCCCUCUUGCAGUAUUACCUCUUGUAUGAAGAAGAGGAUCUUCUACCAGUUAUGCAACACAUAGCAAAAAAUGUUGUGCAAGUCACCAACUGCCGCACCAGGCACAUGACUGUGAAGAACAAGUAUGCUAGGAAGAAUGAACUGAGGAUCAGCACUAUCUUGCAACUGACGUCAGUCCUGAUUCUUAAAUUGUCAAAUGCAUGUCGUCAUUAAAAUGAAGUGUAUUGUCUGCCCUACUUGACUUAAUGCUGCUACUGU
Messenger RNA from Amblyraja radiata (thorny skate), 1080 nucleotides. RefSeq names its product G2/mitotic-specific cyclin-B1-like. Lineage: Eukaryota; Metazoa; Chordata; Chondrichthyes; Rajiformes; Rajidae. The transcript has 7 exons. The record is from RefSeq and is a predicted model, not a curated record. Bases 1 to 1035 code for a protein of 344 amino acids.